AUGCGGGAAGUAGAUGUUCUACGCGAAUUUCUCAAGGCUCGACGGGUAAAAACAACAAAUGUUAUUAGACAUGGUGUAGCGGUUGCUGAGAAACAGAAAUCAGUGUCAGAAUUCAAAGUGCCACAGGUAGGAUCAAAGGAAAAUGACAAGAUAUCGGCAUUGCCAGGGCAACCAAGUGGGAUCAAUUUUGCUCAAUAUUCAGGAUAUGUGACUGUUAAUGCUGAUGCUGGUAGAGCUCUCUUCUAUUACUUGGCAGAAUCGUCUAAUGACCCUUCUACAAAGCCUCUUGUUUUGUGGCUAAAUGGAGGCAAGUAA
Molecule: messenger RNA, 315 nt
Organism: Solanum stenotomum
Lineage: Eukaryota; Viridiplantae; Streptophyta; Magnoliopsida; Solanales; Solanaceae
Product: serine carboxypeptidase 1-like
Exons: 2
Coding region: 1-315 (104 amino acids)
Biological process (GO): proteolysis
Molecular function (GO): serine-type carboxypeptidase activity
Source: RefSeq, a predicted model, not a curated record